GACCACAUAGUGAGUUCAAGGCCUUAAUCUAGUAGAACAACGGAAUUUACAUCAGCCCUGAGCCUGGAAAGAUGGUGUCACAGUCUUCGGGCCGGGAGGAUUCUCUUGUGGACCCCUGGGAAGGGGGCAGUGAAUACCCUGGCAGCAUUGAUGGUUCACCCAGACUCCUGGACACUGGCCACCCCGCUUGCCAAUCAGACCUCAGGUUCACGAGGCACAAAGCUACCUGGAUUAACCCCCAGUGUGUGCAGCAACCGCUGCAGGAUUUGCCCCUCCAAAUGCCAACAGUGGGCAACAGUGGCAGCUACUUUGUGGGGGAUGGCGCCUCUCCCUUGGGCCCUUCACCAUUGUCUCUUGAAUACUCUCUGGUGGAGACAGUAUUGUCGAAGGACACUGUGGGUUCCGUGGGAAGCUCAGGUGGAAAGAGCAACAGCUUUUCUUUUACUGCAACACAAGAGCGGACAGUGCUCCCAGGAUGCUCUCCUUGGAUGUCUGUGUUCACACGCUCCAAGAUUUUGGCAACUUCCCCACAUUCUGAGGCUGACAGUGCUUGUUUCACACCUUCCCACCUGCCAGUUUCCACUGGUGAAGGUGCUGUUCAAUUCAGUAGAAGAAGCAUUUCUUUGAAUUCCUUCUCACAAGAAACGUUCGUGUUCCCUGUUGAUAUAGAAAAGGAAAAUGCCCACUUUUAUGCUGCAGAUAUGAUUAUAUCAGUAAUGGAGAGCAUGAAGUGUAACAUCCUGAGUCAACAGCACAUGGAGAGCUGGAGUACAGACGAAGCCAGUGGGUCACUUGGGAAGGAUCAAGCUGACUCCAAAGUGAACUUUUAUAACAUAAAGCAAGAAUCUGGAUCUUCUACUUCUUCAGACAGUGGCUAUGGUUGUGCUGUGUUACAAGUUAGCCCAGUUAAAACACCUACUUGCUGUGAUGUAGUGAAAGAGGCCUGCAAAUGUGAUUUUGAUGACUUCGUUAUUAUAGAACUUGGAGAGUUUAGCAAUACCACAGAAACCUGUGGAUGUACCUGCAGCUCCUCUAAGAGUGUCAUUUAUGAGCCAAACUUCAAUUCUGCUGAGCUAAUAGCCAAAGAAUUGUACAGAGUAUUCCAGAAGUGCCGGAUGUUGUCACAAGUUAAUUAUCAGCUGGCUGGUUCCCUGAAUGCAUCUGGCUCAAUAGUUGUAAGGGAAGAGAGUGACCAAAAAGACUUUGAAUGCAGUGUGGAUAAAGUAGAAGAAAUUGAAUUUAAGCCAAGGAUCAGAGGGACAGAAGACUGGGCACCCCCUAGAUUUCAAGUCAUAUUUAAUGUUCAUCCACCACUGAAGAGGGAUCUUGUGGUAGCAACCCAGAAUUUUUUCUGUGCUGGCUGUGGAACUCCAAUAGAACCUAAGUUUGUGAAGCGGCUCCGGUACUGCGAAUACCUAGGCAAGUAUUUCUGUGACUGCUGCCACUCAUACGCAGAGUCCUGCCUCCCUGCGCGGAUCUUAACUAUGUGGGACUUCAGGAAGUACCACGUCAGCAAUUUCUCCAAAUGGUUGCUGAACAGUAUAUGGCACCAGCCCAUUUUCAAUUUGCUGAACACCAGCCACAGCCUGUAUGCGAAGGCCAAGGAACUGGACAAAGUGAGGGAAAUCCAGGAGCAGCUAUUUCAUAUCAAGAAGCUGUUGAAGACCUGCAGGUUUGCCAAAAGUGCAUUAAAAGAAUUUGAGCAGGUGCCCAGACACUUGACUGAUGAACUCCACCUGUUCUCCCUGGAGGACCUGCUCAGGGUGAAGAAAGGGCUGCUGGUGCCCUUACUCAAGGAUGUUCUGAAAGCUACUCUCACUCACGUGGCCCACUGUGAGCUGUGUCAAGGAAAGGGCUUCAUUUGUGAAUUUUGCCGGAGUACAGCCGUCAUCUUCCCAUUUCAAACCACAACAUGUAGAAGAUGUCCAGCUUGCAGAGCUUGCUUUCACAAGCAGUGUUUCCGGGCCUCCGAAUGCCCCCGGUGUGCAAGGAUCACAGCUAGGAGGAGACUUUUGGAAGGUUUGCCCUCUGCAGCAACAUGAUGCCCCUGAGUGCUGUGAAAAAGGCUAUUCGACGGGCCUUAUGAUAACACC
This is a messenger RNA of Pteropus alecto (black flying fox), 2093 nucleotides long. It is a transcript of the gene RUBCNL, whose product is annotated as RUN and cysteine rich domain containing beclin 1 interacting protein like. Bases 72 to 2042 code for a protein of 656 amino acids. The transcript has 13 exons. Gene Ontology annotation, cellular component: intracellular membrane-bounded organelle; autophagosome membrane. Gene Ontology annotation, molecular function: phosphatidylinositol phosphate binding. The record is from RefSeq and is a predicted model, not a curated record. NCBI's taxonomy places the organism in Eukaryota, Metazoa, Chordata, Mammalia, Chiroptera, Pteropodidae. Gene Ontology annotation, biological process: autophagosome maturation; autophagosome-lysosome fusion; autophagosome-endosome fusion.